Vicia villosa (hairy vetch) is the source of this 823-nucleotide messenger RNA. Its product is annotated as GEM-like protein 7. NCBI's taxonomy places the organism in Eukaryota, Viridiplantae, Streptophyta, Magnoliopsida, Fabales, Fabaceae. The transcript is spliced from 3 exons. The coding region runs from base 62 to 709 and encodes 215 amino acids. The record is from RefSeq and is a predicted model, not a curated record.
CUUCCUUAAAAUCUACUAGCUAUCUCUUUAAACAAAACACAAACCUUAUUAAUCAUUCAACAUGCAAACCUCACUUCUUCACGACCUAAUUGUUGGAACUCCAAUCAUAUAUGACCAGUUUCAAAAGUCGGAUAACAGAUACUUACUUGAUUCUGCCUCUCAUCCAUGUCAAUAUCCAUCUAAACAUCAAAGCAAAUGUAGAGGAAGUUCUAACCAAAAAAAGCGCAUCAGGAAGGGUGAUAGUAAUUCUGAAACUUCAGCGAGACUUGGGACAAACAUAUCUGAAAUUAUUAAAAGGAAGUUGAGCUUAGGAGCAAGAAUUCUUCAAGUGGGUGGAGAGGAGAAAGUGUUCGUGAAGUAUUUUAGUGUGGUCGAGGGGGAGAGGCUGCUGAAAGUUUGCCAUUGUUAUCUGUCGACCACGUCUGGCCCUCUAGCUGGUCUCCUCUUUAUCUCCACUGAAAAGGUUGCCUUUUGCAGUGAGAGAUCAAUAAAAGUCUUUAACCAGAAAGGUCAAAUGUGUAGGAUCCACUAUAAGGUUUCCAUUCCAGUGAAGAAGAUAAAAUGUGUGAGGCAAAGUGAAAAUGUUGAGAAGCCAAGACAAAAGUACAUAAAUAUAGUUACAGUUGACAACUUUGAUUUCUGGCUUAUGGGUGUAUCAAAAUAUCAUAAGACUUAUAAAUAUCUCGAACAAGCAACUUCUCAAACUUAGAUGAAUAUAAGAUAUAACUUACAAGAGAUGAUAUACAGCAAGUAAUCAUAUGGCAGCUGUAAUUGAAGAUAUGAUUUAAGAAGAGGACUUUUUUUUUUUUUUUUUUUUUUUUUA